Rosa rugosa (rugosa rose) is the source of this 590-nucleotide messenger RNA. Its product is annotated as mitochondrial import inner membrane translocase subunit Tim9-like. Bases 75 to 362 code for a protein of 95 amino acids. NCBI's taxonomy places the organism in Eukaryota, Viridiplantae, Streptophyta, Magnoliopsida, Rosales, Rosaceae. The record is from RefSeq and is a predicted model, not a curated record. The transcript has 2 exons.
AGGCCCCCCCCUAAAUUGAAGAGCCUCUGUGUUAAACCCUAAACCCCGAAACUGUGAAAUUGUGGGAUUUGAAGAUGGAUAAGAGCAUGCUGCAGGGGGCGGACUUGGAUAGUCUUCCUGAAGAAGAUAAGAAGAGAAUGGCCACCAUGAUCGACCAGCUUCAGAUUCGUGACAGUUUGAGGAUGUACAAUUCAUUGGUGGAGAGCUGUUUCAGUGACUGCGUAGACAGCUUUACGCGCAAGGCCCUGACCAAGCAAGAGGAAACGUGUGUUAGAAGGUGUGCGGAGAAGUUCCUGAAGCAUUCGAUGCGUGUUGGUAUGAGAUUUGGAGAGCUCAACCAAGGAGCAGCUACCCAGGAUUAGGCUCUAUCUAAAUAUCAUUUUUGGUAUGGGAAUCUUGUGAAACUUUCUGUUUGCUUCGCCUUGGAUCUAGAAUGAUUCCCAUAGUUACUAUAGAGAGGACGGACUUAUGUUACAAUUUGUAUGAAAGAAGAAAAUUUGGUUUAACUGGAUAUUGAUGAGCUUCUUAUAUGGAUAAUUCUGUUUCACAGUUUCUGGAAAUUGCAUGAAUAAAGCAUUGUUCCUUUCCAA